Molecule: messenger RNA, 264 nt
Organism: Penicillium expansum
Lineage: Eukaryota; Fungi; Ascomycota; Eurotiomycetes; Eurotiales; Aspergillaceae
Exons: 1
Coding region: 1-264 (87 amino acids)
Source: RefSeq, a predicted model, not a curated record
AUGUUGCCAUUGGGCAGUGUGCAUGAUACUCCCCUCAAAUGUCUCAGAACCCUGUACGUCCAUCUUUUGGGGAUUGACGAGGCCACCCACGGCAGAAAUGAGAACCCGGCAUUCCUGCGUGAACUGCUCUCCGGUUUGCAGAUCCUUCAGUCUCACUUCCCACAGCUGUUGCUUGUCCUGCCAGGCCGCCCCUUCCCAUUCAGUAUUUCCAGUGAAGUGGUCACACACCCCAUAAUAGGUAGCCACGCGGUGCAUGUAGUUUAA